AUGCUGUCAAAAAAUCAAACAGAGAGAUUAACGAUUCUACAGGUAGACGCGUGUACUCCUGACGUGUGCAUUCAAUGGCGCAGCUGGAGCAUAGCCGAUGCACUCAAUUCAACGCGUUUAGCAAUGAGUAUCGCCGAAAAACAUCUGGAUGUUGCAUCGGUAACUUACUCGUCACGACAAAUUCGGAAAUAUUGCAAUCAUCGUUGUGAAUUUUUCAUUCACUAG
Molecule: messenger RNA, 225 nt
Organism: Anisakis simplex (herring worm)
Lineage: Eukaryota; Metazoa; Nematoda; Chromadorea; Rhabditida; Anisakidae
Source: the annotation of a GenBank genome assembly